GUGGCCACCCUGCGGUGGCACCAGACACUCUGCUGUUGGCACACGGGCCGGGCCGGGCUGCCCUCACCUCACGUCCAUGGAUUUUGUUGCUGGAGCGUUUGGAGGCAUCUGCGGUGUGGCUGUGGGAUACCCCCUGGACACAGUCAAGGUCAGAAUCCAGACGGAGCCCAAGUUCACAAGCAUCUGGCAUUGCAUCAGGGACACAUAUCGCCGAGAGCGGGUGUGGGGCUUCUACCGGGGCCUCUCGCUGCCUGUCUGCACUGUGUCGCUGGUUUCAUCCGUGUCUUUCGGCACCUACCGCCACUGCCUGGCGCGCAUCUGCCGGGCCCGUUAUGGCAGUGCCGAUGCCAAGCCUGCCAAGACUGAUGUCACUCUCUCGGGUUUCGCCUCGGGCUUCGUCCGUGUCUUCCUGACAGCCCCCACCGAGGUGGCAAAGGUCCGCCUGCAGACCCAGAAGCAGACACAGGUGCCCCUGCAGCCCCGGCGGGCCUCGGUGUCGGGUCCCACAGCUGCACCACCCUUGUGUCCCUUGUGCCCUGCGAGUCCGGCUCCAGGGCUCAAGUACCGUGGCCCCCUGCACUGCCUGGCCACAGUGGCCCGCGAGGAGGGUUUUCGAGGCCUGUACAAAGGCAGCUCGGCCCUGCUGCUGCGGGAUGGCCACUCCUUUGCCACCUACUUCCUAUCCUAUGCGCUCCUGAGCGAGUGGCUCACACCUGUUGGCCACAGCCGACCUGAUGUUUUUGGCGUGCUACUGGCUGGGGGCUGUGCAGGUGUCCUGGCCUGGGCUGUGGCCACCCCCAUGGAUGUGAUCAAGUCGCGCCUGCAGGCAGAUGACCAGGGCCAGCAGCGCUACCGGGGUCUGCUGCACUGCGUGGCAAGCAGCGUGCGGGAUGAGGGGCCCCGAGUCCUGUUCAAGGGUCUAGCCCUCAACUGCUGCCGUGCCUUCCCAGUCAAUAUGGUCGUCUUCGUGGCCUAUGAGGCUGCGCUCAGGCUCGGCCGUGGCCUGGGCCCGUAGGUGGACCCCUAGAAGUUGGUGCAGCUGCUAUUGGCCCAGCUGGCCCUGGAGGUCACUGUGCCCUUCCUAGCCUAGUGUCCCCUCAAAUAAAGCUCAAGUGGGCUCUGAGGGGUACAGGCGAAUUGGAGCCAGGCCCUGCCUAGCAUCCAACUUGGGUGCUGGCGAAUUGGAGCCAGGCCCUGCCUAACAUCCAACUUGGGUGCUGCAGCAAUAAAAUGUUCCGAGAAUGCACUGUG
Messenger RNA from Suncus etruscus (white-toothed pygmy shrew), 1251 nucleotides. RefSeq names its product solute carrier family 25 member 47 (gene SLC25A47). Gene Ontology annotation, molecular function: transmembrane transporter activity. Bases 77 to 1015 code for a protein of 312 amino acids. The transcript is spliced from 6 exons. The record is from RefSeq and is a predicted model, not a curated record. Gene Ontology annotation, cellular component: mitochondrion. Gene Ontology annotation, biological process: transport. NCBI's taxonomy places the organism in Eukaryota, Metazoa, Chordata, Mammalia, Eulipotyphla, Soricidae.